GCCAUUCGAGUGCUUUUUGAGGUUUAAGUGUUUUUUCAAUUUUUUCUCUGUGCUGUUUUUAAUGUAGCAUUUCUUUAAUGACUUUUAAUUUUCCUUGGUCGUAGAUACACUACAAGGUAUUCUUCAGUGGCAAGUCUGGCAAGGACCAUGGCACGCUGUGUGCCAACAUGACAAAGUUAAGUUGUGACAACGCACAAAAAGAAACACAUUUGCUCCAAUCAUCGUCUUUUGUAAUGUGUUUCAAUAACAAUUGCACCACUUUCCACUAUAGAGUGACCCCCUGCAAAUCGGGUCUAUGAAUUGACAAGUCUGGUGCAGCAAUGCCAAGCAGGGUCCCCGUGCUGACUACAAUGCCUACAAGCACUUCUUCACCACUGACACAACUGCACUUUUCCUAGCGGCUGCUGUGGAUCUCUUUGGGUUAAAAGAUGUUGACGGUAACUGCUGUUAUCUAACAAUAUUUACCUAUUUUGUGUAGCUUGUGGAUCAUCCUUUAAAUGCAACUGAACAUAUGAUUUCUCCUGUGUUAUUUAGAAAUACCAGAUUCGUUUGUACCAGAGGAAAUACAAUCUGCUGCACCUGACUUAAGGAGAGCCUGGUUACAUGAAAGAACAUCUGAGGUGGUGGACAAGUGCAUCAUGCUUGGGGAUGUGCCACAGGCUGUUGCUGGUGUCACUGAAUCCCCCCUGAGCUCUACUCAUAAGAAACAUUAUCCCUGUAGAGCUCACGGUUGUCAACAAAGUUACACCUAUCUCAAAUCCCGAGACAACCAUGAGCUUAAAAAGCAUCACAUACAGAUGUCUUUGACAGAACUGCAUGAACACACACCAUCUUCCAACCGUGAUCACAAACAAGAACACACCUUGGCGCGGCUUAGCUUUGGGUUCUUUCUCAUGGACAUGUUGGAUGCUGUUAAAGAGGGUGAUGGGGAGAGACUAAUGAGGUUGUACAGGGUAGCCCUACUGUAUUACAAAGCAUACGGUCACAGCCAUUAUGCCUACAGUACCUUUCUACUGACGCUGCAGGUAAACGCAUCUCUGACACCCCAGAUGGCACACAGGGUAACCUGGAACAGGUUUUGGAGCACCCGGGGUGGGAAGGGUUGCAACAUACCCCUUGAUCUUCAUCUGGAACACCUGAAUAACUUCCUCAAGUCUUUCCUGAAGGGUCUGGGUCCAAAUUUGUCUGAAGAAGCAGCACGUCGGGUCAGUCAGUGCAUUGGUGUUUUUAGAGGAAUGAUGGACAAAGUAGAUGGAGAGUUGGGUGUCAAAAGUCCAACUGGCACCCAUCGUGCUGCACAGCAAGAAACUGAUGUUUUAACACUGGUAGAGGUUUUCAAGGAGGAGCAGUUGUUUAAAGUUAUUCAUGGUAGACAGUUUCAGGCCUUCCCAGGCUUUGAUCAAAAUCUUCUGCGGAUUAAACAUAAAGAUCUCUGGCAGUGGAUGAACGGAAAACUGAAGGAGUGGAGAAAUCGGAAAAUAUGAAGGACACACUUUGAAACACUAUAAGGU
Molecule: messenger RNA, 1511 nt
Organism: Nothobranchius furzeri (turquoise killifish)
Lineage: Eukaryota; Metazoa; Chordata; Actinopteri; Cyprinodontiformes; Nothobranchiidae
Source: RefSeq, a predicted model, not a curated record